CCAGUUCACUUUACCCAGCCAAGUAAAGAUAAAAUUUCAAAUUCCAGAAAUACCCUCCAUCCUCCACACGCCACAAUUACCCGUUUCCUUCUUUCUCCUCUCUCUCUAAACUCCAACCCCCGCCGAAAUUUCGGUUAAUUUCAAAGCCCAGGAAAAAUGGUAUCGGACUCGGAACUCCUGACCCGGCUCAGAGAAAUCCUCCGCAGUUCGGACCUAGACACGGCCACCGCCGGCAGCGUCCGCCGGAAACUCGAAGCCGAUUUCGGAGUUGAUCUAUCGGACCGGAAAAAGUUUAUCCGGGACCAAAUCGACAUCUACCUCGAGACCCAGACCAAACCCCAAGGCGAAGAAGCAGAGGAGGAGGAUGAGGUCGGUGAAUCCUCGGAGAAUGCAGAACAGAACGACGACGUUAAGGAAGAAGACGAAGAAGAAGAGGAGGAGGAAGAGGAAGAGAAGGAAAGCAAAAGUAAAAGGAGAAAAACUGUGGAUAAAGUUGUUGUCAAAAGAGGUGGCUUCAAUAAAAUAUGUAGCUUGUCUCCACAACUUCAAGAAUUUGUUGGGGUGCCCGAAAUGGCAAGAACAGAGGUGGUCAAGAGAAUUUGGGCCUAUAUCCGGGAAAAGGAUUUGCAGGACCCAAAAAAUAGAAGAAACAUUAGAUGCGAUGAAUCACUACAUUCCCUGUUCCGUGUUAAUUCUAUUAAUAUGUUUCAAAUGAAUAAAGUCCUCUCCAAGCAUAUAUGGCCACUUAGCAGGGAAGAUGAACCUGUAAAGCAAAAGAAGAAAGUGGAAGAAAGUGAUCAUUCUAUCUCUGAAGGAGAUGUAAGUAAUGUAGCGGAACAGGAGGAAGAAGAGGAGGUGGAGGCUAAAAAAGUUAGUAGACGAAAAGAAAACAAGAAACGAAGGUCUACUAAAGUGGAUAAAGAAGUCAAGAAAAGGGGAGGUGGAGGUGGAUUUACCAAAUUAUGCAGCCUUUCUCCAGAACUUCAAAAGUUCACUGGAGUGUCAGCAUUGGCCAGAACAGAGGUCGUGAAGAAACUUUGGAUUUAUAUCCGGGAGAACAAUUUGCAAGAUCCAAAGAAUAAACGAGAUAUAAUAUGUGAUGAGUCAUUGCGUGGCCUUUUUGACGUUGAUUGUAUCAAUAUGUUUCAAAUGAAUAAAGCUCUGUCCAAGCACAUAUUGCCCUUAAGUGAAGAAGCAGCUCCAGACAACACUUCACAAAAGGAAAAGCAGUCUGAAGAGGAGGAAGAAGAAGGAUCCGACUGAUAAGUGGAGAACCGUUUGUGAUGAUAAGCUAAAAGAACUUUUCGAGGUCGACUCUUUCAAUGGCUUUCUCAGUCUCAGAUGUUCUGACUACUCAUUUUCAUCAAGAUGGGACAAGAUUGACGCCGAAGUGUAAAUGCUUUGAGCCCAAUUGAAAGAGGGCAGUUUUGGACUAGUUGUUAUCCUUUCUGUAGAUUUGUAGUUUUCAUGCUCCUAACAUCUUCAAGCAAUGGAAAUACAAAUUUUGUUAAAACUUGUUCUUGCUUACAAUGCUGCCCUCACAGGUUCUUUUCA
Pyrus x bretschneideri (Chinese white pear) is the source of this 1554-nucleotide messenger RNA. RefSeq names its product upstream activation factor subunit spp27. Gene Ontology annotation, cellular component: nucleus. NCBI's taxonomy places the organism in Eukaryota, Viridiplantae, Streptophyta, Magnoliopsida, Rosales, Rosaceae. The record is from RefSeq and is a predicted model, not a curated record. Bases 157 to 1263 code for a protein of 368 amino acids. The transcript has 8 exons.